Molecule: messenger RNA, 6689 nt
Organism: Lagopus muta (rock ptarmigan)
Lineage: Eukaryota; Metazoa; Chordata; Aves; Galliformes; Phasianidae
Gene: MAST3
Product: microtubule associated serine/threonine kinase 3
Exons: 27
Coding region: 1206-5507 (1433 amino acids)
Biological process (GO): peptidyl-serine phosphorylation; intracellular signal transduction
Molecular function (GO): protein binding; protein serine/threonine kinase activity; magnesium ion binding
Source: RefSeq, a predicted model, not a curated record
GCCUGCUCGGGGCAGAGAGGUGGGACUCCCACCCUGAAUGGGACAGAAGCUUCUUCUGGGCACACUGGGAGAGGUGGACGGGGUCCAUCUGCAGUUUGCACGCCCCAAAAGCAGAUUGUGCGUGGUGAUCUCCAACUGAUGGCUCCAUUUGAGGGAACUCAGUGUGAAAGCCAUCACAGCAGUUGGAGCUCAGCCUCUGAGCGUGCUGCACUUGGGGAAAAACCUCAAAAUGCCCCCCAGCGUGGGGUCAGAGCGAGGGUGAAGCCCUUCUCCCACAUAGGAAGCCUGCUGUGGGAUGGGGUGCUCGUCUUUAGGGGAUCUUUGGUGGCUGUCCCGUAGCUGCAAUGACCGUGGCACAGUGGCACCGUGCUCGGGGCAGGGCGGCUGCUGGGGCCACGCUGUGCUUUGUGGUGGGGACAGCGUGGGGAUGAGGACAUGGAGUUGGUGGCUCCCAGCAGGCUGGGCCCCAUCAGUGUGGGGAUUUGGGGGAUUUUCAGCCCGGUUUGGUGAUGCUGUCCCACGUGGGGUUUGUGCUGGUGAUGCAUCGGCAUCUGACCCGCUCACAGCUGGAAAAUGAGGCCGGGCACCGGGAUCUGUGUCACUGGGUCUUGGCGUGGGGUGUCCCUGCUGCAGCCCAGGAAGGAGUGUGGGGCUGUGUGGGUGAAGCCCCCCCAUGGUGGCCCCAUUGUGUGAGGAGCAACGGGGGCACAUUGGGGAGCCCCCCCAGGGUUGCCCACACUGCAGCAACACGUGAGCUUUGGGGCCAGCAGCACUGGCUUUGGGGAACACGUGGUGCCAUAAUGCAUGGGUAGUGGUGGCUGCAUCUCCAUUUUGGGGUGAUGCCCAUCUCCAUGGUAACCCGAACCCCAUUUUGGGGUGAUGCUCUGUAUGAGUAACUCUGACCCCAUUUAGGGUGAUGCCCCAUUCCUAUGGUGACCCAAAGCUCACUUUCGGGGUGCUGCCCUGCCUCUACAUCAACCCGACCCCAUUUUGGGGUGCUGCCCCAUCUCCAUGGCAACCCUGACCCCAUUUGGUGGUGGUGAUGGGGGGUAACCGCCUCGUUUCUAUGGCGACACUACUCCCCCUCCCCCCCCUCUUCGAACCGCCGCCCGUUUCCACGGUAACCCCGGUGCGGCGGGGCGGGUCGGGCCGUGCUCGGCUCAGGAGGCGGCCCCGGUGCGGCCCCGCGCGCUCCCGGCUCCGCGAUGUCGGAUCCGAGCUGCUGGGGGGCGGCGGGCGGCGGCUGCCGGGGACAGAGAACGGCCGGGGCUUUGCUGCAGCGAUCCAAGAGCUGCCGAAGCAGCAACAGGAAGAGCCUGGUGGUGGGGACUCCAUCUCCAACCCUCUCGCGCCCUCUCUCCCCGCUCUCAGUGCCCACAGCUGGGAGCAGCCCCUUGGACAGCCCUCGCAACUUCUCCGCCAGCACCUCCAUCAACUUCCCCUUCGCCCGCAGCCACGCUCCUCGGACUGACAGGGCCGAUGGCAGAAGGUGGUCACUGGCUUCGCUCCCCUCAUCUGGCUAUGGGACCAACACCCCCAGCUCCACCGUCUCGUCGUCCUCGUCCUCCCAGGAGCGGCUGCACCAGCUGCCAUACCAGCCCACCCCCGAUGAGCUGCAUUUCCUCUCCAAACACUUCCGCAGCACUGAGAGCGUCACGGAUGAGGAGGGGCGGCACUCGCCCUGUCUGCGCCCACGAUCCCGGAGCCUGAGCCCUGGGCGGACGAGUGGAACAUUUGAUAACGAGGUCGUGAUGAUGAACCAUGUCUACAAGGAGCGGUUCCCCAAGGCUACAGCCCAGAUGGAGGAGCGUCUGCAGGACACGAUCAGGAACUUCUCUUCCAGCAGCACUCUGCCUCUGGCCGACGGGGUGCUGGGCUUCAUCCACCACCAGAUCAUCGAGCUGGCUCGCGACUGCUUGGCCAAAUCCCAGGGGGCCCUCAUCACUUCUCGCUACUUCAUGGAGCUGCAGGAGAAGCUCGAGAAGAUGCUGAGAGACGCUCAGGAGCGUUCAGAGAGUGAGGAAGUGAAGUUCAUUGACCAGCUGGUGAGGAAGCUGCUGAUAAUCAUCUCCCGUCCUGCUCGCCUUCUGGAGUGCCUGGAGUUUGACCCUGAGGAGUUCUACCAUCUCCUGGAAGCUGCUGAGGGCCACGCCAAAGUUGGUCAGGGCAUAAAGACCGACAUUCCCCGCUACAUCAUCAGCCAGCUGGGGCUCGUCAAGGACCCUCUGGAGGAGAUGGUCCAGCUGGACCACUUUGACAGUGGGAACACCAUCACCCCUGAGAACGACGAUGCCUGUGAGAGCCAGCAGUCGGUCAGUGCUCCUCGGAGGAAGCCCUGUGAGGGCGACUUUGAGACCAUCAAGCUGAUCAGCAACGGAGCCUAUGGGGCCGUGUACCUGGUGAGGCACAGGGAGACGCGGCAGCGCUUUGCCUUGAAGAAGAUCAACAAGCAGAACCUCAUCCUGCGCAACCAGAUCCAGCAGGUGUUUGUGGAGAGGGACAUCCUCACUUUCGCAGAGAACCCCUUUGUGGUCAGCAUGUUCUGCUCCUUCGAGACGAAGCGACACCUCUGUAUGGUGAUGGAAUAUGUGGAAGGUGGGGAUUGUGCCACAUUGCUGAAGAACAUGGGCCCGCUGCCCGUGGACAUGGCGAAGAUGUACUUUGCUGAGACUGUGCUGGCCCUGGAAUAUCUCCAUAACUACGGCAUUGUGCACCGCGACCUCAAACCUGACAACCUGCUCAUCACCUCCAUGGGCCACAUAAAGCUGACAGACUUUGGGCUGUCCAAGAUUGGCCUGAUGAAUAUGACCACCAACCUCUACGAGGGGCACAUGGAGAAGGACACCAGGGAGUUCAUGGACAAGCAGGUGUGCGGCACCCCAGAGUACAUCGCGCCCGAAGUCAUCCUCAUCCAGGGCUACGGGAAGCCUGUCGACUGGUGGGCCAUGGGCAUCAUCCUCUAUGAGUUCCUUGUGGGCUGUGUCCCCUUCUUUGGGGACACCCCCGAGGAGCUCUUCGGGCAGGUGAUCAGCGAUGAAAUCAUGUGGCCAGAGGGCGAUGAGGCUCUUCCUGCUGAUGCUCAGGACCUGAUCACACGGCUGCUGAGGCAGUGCCCGCUCGAGCGCCUGGGCACCGGGGGUGCACACGAGGUGAAGCACCAUGCCUUCUUCCUCCACCUGGACUGGAAUGGGCUUCUGCGGCAGAAAGCGGAGUUCAUCCCACAGCUGGAGUCAGAGGACGACACCAGCUACUUCGACACUCGAUCCGAGAGGUACCGGCACUUGGAUUCGGAAGACGAAGAGACCAACGAUGAGGAAUCAUCUGUGGAGAUUGGCCAGUUCUCCUCCUGCUCCCACCGCUUCAGCAAGGUGUACAGCAGCUCCGAGUACCUGGCCACGCACUCCAACCUCAGCCUCUCAUCCUCUGACCGGAGCCACAGCGAGGACAAGGAGGACAGGGCAGAGCGGUGGGACCGCCACUCGGGUGACGAGGACAAGAACCGGCCAUCGGGCACAGAGCCCCGGCUGCGGUCCUGGACAUCCUGCAGCUCCACACCGUACACUGCCCAGCACGAGCGCAGCCGCAGCCCUGCUGCCCUGACCAGCACCUACAGCCUGGACACCAUGCCCAAGUUUGCCUUCUCCUCAGAAGAUGAAAGCCCUUGUGUGGCCUCAGCCAAGCCGGAGAGACCCAAAUUUGUGCUGGGAGACCCUGACUCUGGAGUGAAGACCUCAUCGCUCUCUGCUGAUCUCGUCAGUCUGAACCGCAUCCGCCUGCGGAGCAACAGCACAGGCACCAAGAACUCAGCUCCACGAGGCUUGGAGCCAGGCAGCAGCCGCCGGCUGAGCAGCCAGAGGGAUGGCGUGGAGAAGCCAAGAGCUUCACCGGGCAGCCGAGUGCCCAAAUCCGCUUCUGUCUCAGCCUUGUCCCUCAUCAUCACAUCAGAUGACUUCAGCAGCGGGGCCCUCAUGAGCCCCAUCUCCCCUCACUCUCUUUCAUCCAACCCCUCUUCCCGCGACUCGUCCCCGAGCCGGGAUUCCUCCCUGGCCAUCACCAGCCUGAGGCCCCCCAUCAUCAUCCACAGCUCAGGCAAGAAGUACGGCUUCACGCUGCGUGCCAUCCGUGUGUACAUGGGGGACAGUGAUGUCUACACUGUGCACCACAUGGUCUGGAGCGUGGAAGAAGGGAGCCCUGCACAGGAAGCAGGGCUGAGAGCGGGUGAUCUCAUCACACAUGUGAAUGGGGAGUCAGUGCUGGGCCUGGUGCACCGGGACGUCGUGGAGCUGCUGCUGAAGAGCGGCAAUAAGGUCGCCCUGCGGACCACCGCCCUGGAGAACACCUCCAUUAAAAUUGGCCCUGCCCGGAAAAACAGCUCCAAGACAAGGAUGGCCCGAAGGAGCAAGAAGAGCAGGAAAAGGGACAGCCAGGACAGGAGGAAAUCCCUUUUCAAGAAGAUCUCCAAGCAGUCAACGGUCCUGCACACCAGCCGCAGCUUCUCCUCCGGCCUCCACCACUCGCUGUCAUCGAGUGAGAGUCUCCCAGAGUCCCCUACGCACAGCCUGUCACCAGGUCCCACGACGCCCUGCCGCAGCCCCGCUCCAGACCUGCCCCCAGAUGCGGUGUCCCCACAGAGCACCUCUCCCUCCUCCAGCACCCCCACGUCUCCAGCUGGCCACGUGCGGCCCAGCACCCUGCACGGGCUGGCCCCCAAGCUGGGCGGUCAGCGCUACAAGGUGGGACGCCGCAAGUCCACCAGCAGCAUCCCGCCCUCACCCCUGGCCUGCACACCUACCUGUGCCCCGCGACCCACGUCCCCGCAGAGAUCCCCAUCCCCGCUGCUGCCCGGACACCCCAAAACCACCCAUCCCUUCCAAGGCAAGACGCUGUCCCCCCCCACCAUUGUGCGGCAGGGGCCGCGGCCACGCAGCGCCGAGUGCCCCCGCUCACCCCUCCUCAAGCGCGUGCAGUCAGCAGAGAAGAUGGCAACCUACCUGGCGGAGAAGAAGAGCGUGGGCAGCCGCAAGCUGGGACCGGAGAUGCCUGCACGGGAUGGGACUGGGGAGGUGUUUGGGGAGGGCGAAGCGCCCGGCUCGGUGCACUGCGGGGAGCACGGCCAUAUGGCAGCCUGGAGGCAGGGAGAGCAGGAGAUGGUGGUGAUGCGGCGCCUGAACCUCUCUGAGCGCCGCGACUCCUUCAAGAAGCAGGAGGCUGUACAAGAAGUCAGCUUCGAUGAGCCAGGCAGUGAGGACGGUGCCAAGAGCGACACAGGGCAGGGCCAGGGCUGCGUGGAGCCCAGGGUCGGCCGGGUGCCGCAGAUCGCAGUGCAGGGCUCAGAGGGCGACGAGCAGGAGCCGGUGGGCUGGCAGUGCCAGGGCUCCUACCCGCUGCACCUGCUGGGCACCGAUGGCACUGCUGGCAUCGCUGUGCCGUGGCGGGACGGCCGCCGGCAGCACCGGACCUGUGGGGACAGGGCCCCCCCGGGGCUGUCAGCACGGGACAUCCCCUAAAAGCCAGCCUGGGCACACGUGGCUCCGUGGGAUUUAACGCACUGCGACCUGGAGAUGUGACUUCCGUGCUCCCGGAGAGAUGCUCACGUUUUUGCAGUGGUGUUCCCCUGGUGAGGCCCACGCUGAAAAGAAAGGACUCGAUGCAAAUACUCUGAACUACUCCAAACUAAUUUAUUACUUUUAUAAGCUAAAAGGCAUUGCAGGGUCCGAGCCAUCCCAACCUUUUCUGUGCAUUUCCCAGCUCCUGUCCCAAUGGCACGAUGUUUUCUAACCAGCUUUUUUCCACAUUUGCUCACUUUCAGCUGGAAAAGCACCCAAAAGGGUGUUUUUUGCACCCAUAAGGCGGUUUUCUGGAUAGCACUGAAGCUGAGGGUUCCCCUCUGUAGACAGGGGGUUGGACUACAUGAUCUCAGUGGUCUUUUCCAACCUUUAUGAUUCUAUGAUUUGCAUUCAGGAUCGCCUCCAUCCCCAUAAAUCCCCCUGGUGCCUCCCUACUCUGGAGGAAAAUGCUCCAAACCCCAGCAUCCCGGUGGGCAACACGGCAGGGCCACACGCUUUGUUUUAUUAACAUGCAGAAGAUGGAGAGGUUUAAAUUUUUUUAAUUACGAUUCCUUCUGAGAAAGACCCAAACCACUGAGCCCACUCUAUUGGUGUUCCCGAGUGGGAUUGGGCUGGGGAGGAGAAGCUCACCCAGCCCCACCAUGCUGGGGGCUCAGCAAUGUAACACAAAUAAUGGCAUUUUUAGGUUUACUUUUCGAUCAGCUGUAUCUUUGGGCAUGCGCAGGUGCAUUUUGUGAAAAACCACUAUUCCCUUUUUUUUUUUUAAACAAAAACCCCACACCAACCCCCCCCAGUUCUUCCAUCAACCACCAAACCCCACAAACCCCAUUCCUGGCAGGAUUUUGGUGGCUCAUUUCUGACUGGAUUUGCUGGGCCCAUUCCCAACUGGAUUCUCAGCACACGUGAGGCCUUUCCCACAGCAUUCCCGCUCAUUUUACCUCACGAUGCUCCGCUUUGGCCUCGCAAAGGGUUUUUUAACAGAAAAAGCGGUGAAAGCAAACAGGGCCUUGCCUUGGGAAGGGCCGAGCACCGGCCUUGCUGUUAGCAUUGCGGAGUUUUACGCGGCAUUAAAUUGUUCCUUGGGACUUGUUGUGGCCUGCGGCCUUCUGCAGAAAUGGCUGG